Ascochyta rabiei is the source of this 420-nucleotide messenger RNA. RefSeq lists its product as uncharacterized. Gene Ontology annotation, molecular function: DNA binding. The transcript has 3 exons. NCBI's taxonomy places the organism in Eukaryota, Fungi, Ascomycota, Dothideomycetes, Pleosporales, Didymellaceae. The coding region runs from base 1 to 420 and encodes 139 amino acids. The record is from RefSeq and is a predicted model, not a curated record. Gene Ontology annotation, cellular component: cytosol; nucleus.
AUGUCCGACGCCGACCUCGAGCAAAUCAGGCAAGCCCGUCUGCAACAACUGCAGCAGCAAGGUGGUGGAGGCCGUGGCAGCCCCAGCGGCGAAGGCUCAGAGCAAGACCAGCGGAGACAACAAGAAUCGGACCAGCGCCAGCACAUCCUCUCGCAGAUCCUGACGCCCGACGCCGCCGACCGCCUCGGGCGCAUCAGGCUGGUCAAAGAGUCGCGCGCGACAGACAUUGAGAACCGGCUCAUCAUGCUGGCGCGCACGGGCCAGAUACGGCAGAAGGUGUCCGAGGAUCAGUUGAAGGAUAUCCUGGGCGCCGUGGCGGAGCAGAAUGAGAAGGAGGAGAGCAAGAUUGUGGUGAAUAGGCGUGGUGGCGGCGGGUGGGAUGAGGAUGAGGAGUUGGAGGAGCUGAUGAAGGAUGUUUGA